CAUCUAUUGUACCAUGGAAAGUUCAAAAUGUGUUUCCUUUAUUCAUCUUCUUCUUCUUCUUCUUCUUCUUCUUCUUCUUUUUCUUCUUCCAUCUUCAUAUUUAUUAAGCUUGCAGAUACCUAACUUCAUCACUAGUCCCAAUUACAUUCUCUAUCAAGGAGAUGCAGUGUCUUCCUCUGGAACCAUGGAGUUAACCAGCAGUGUCGAACCCUUUCGUGUUGGUGGGGUCACAUAUGCAAAUGAAGUCCUGAUGUGGGACUCCAACUCAGGAAAGCUUUCAGACUUUACCUGUCAUUUCUCCUUCAGCAUUGAUGCGCCAAGUCCAUAUAUUACCAACGAUGGAAUUGCAUUCUUCCUUGCUCCUAUUGGAUUUCAAAUCCCACUCAACUCUAUUGGUGGCUAUCUUGGCUUAUUCAACACCACAACAAAAUAUUCCCCCUCGAAUAGGAUCAUCUCGGUGGAAUUUGACACUUACAAUAAUAGUGAAUGGGAUCCUAACCAAACUCAUGUGGGUAUCAAUAUCAAUUCCAUACGCUCUGUCGUUUCUACUCCCUGGAAUGCAAGUUUCCACAUUAAGGAUACUGCUGAUGUAUUGAUUACUUAUAAUUCUACAACCAAGAAUUUGAGCUUUUCAGCUUCUACGGGAGGUGUAGCUGGACAACAUACACUAAAAUCUUGGAAAUUCAAUUCAAGCUUGGAUGAUAAGGAAACCAAUGAGAAUUCAUCAAGAAAGAUCAAAAUAGUUGUUGCUAUUGCAAUACUAGUGAUCGUUCUUCUCAUUGGAACAUUUUUAGCAUAUGUGAUUAUGAGGCAAAGAAAGAAGGUAAAUAAAAGGGCAAAGGCGAUAAAUUUAACAUCUAUCAAUGAUGAUUUUGAGAUGGGCACUGGACCACGAAGGUUUUCGUACCAAGAUCUUGCCUCCGCUACUAAUGAUUUCUCUCAAGAUAGGAAAUUGGGUGAAGGAGGUUUCGGUGCAGUUUAUAAAGGCUAUCUAGCCGAUGUAGACAUGUUGAUUGCUGUGAAGAAAUUUUCUAAAGGAUCAAAACAAGGAAAAAAGGAGUAUACAGCAGAGGUGAAGAUCAUUAGUCAGUUAAGGCAUCGAAAUUUGGUGCAACUUAUUGGUUGGUGUCAUGAAAGAAGUGAGUUCUUGCUUGUUUAUGAGUUCAUGUCAAAUGGUAGUCUUGAUUCUCAUCUCUUUGGCAAAAGGAGUCCUUUUCCUUGGCAUAUAAGGUAUAGAACAACACUUGGACUAGCCUCGGCAAUUCUGUAUCUUCAUGAAGAGUGGGAGCAGUGUGUGUUGCAUAGGGAUAUUAAGUCAUGUAAUAUAAUGUUGGAUUCUAGUUUUAAUGUUAAGCUUGGUGACUUUGGGUUGGUUAAGUUGAUUGAUCAUGAGUUAGGUCGAAUUAUAACAGGGUUGGCAGGUACUUUUGGCUACUUGGCUCCGGAGUACAUAAGUACAAGGAAGGCAAGUAAGGAGUCAGAUGUGUUUAGUUUUGGGGAACUUUAUGGGAAAGGAAGACUUCAUUCCGGUGUUGAUGAGAGAGUGAGGAAGGAUUUUGAUGAGAAACAAGCAGAAUGUUUACUGAUUGUUGGGAUGUGGUGCUCUCACCCUAAUAGCAACUUAAGGCCAUCAAUUAGGCUAGCAAUUCAUGUUCUAAAGUUUGAGGCAACAAUGCCAAAUCUUCCUGCAAAAAUGCCUAUGCCUGUGUAUCGUGUACCCACACCAUUAGUUAACUCUAGAGAACCUUCUAUUUCUUAUUCUAGCAUAGAGGCAGGUCGUUAAGACAUGAUUUAGUUAACUUUUCAUCAAGUAAAAUAUCUAGUUAUAUAACUCUUUUCAAGAGCUUUUGAAGUUGAAUUUGAACGCUUAAUUAGAUACAUUUAUUGCAAUAUUGCUUACUGGUGAAUCUCAUUCCCGACUAGAAGAGACUACAAUUGAUGGUUGUUAAUCCUUGAGAAAGAGCUUGCUUGACAAGAAGUGUAGCAUGGAAAUCAUAAUGAAUAACUUAUAUCCAU
Messenger RNA from Rubroshorea leprosula, 2016 nucleotides. The record is from the annotation of a GenBank genome assembly. Lineage: Eukaryota; Viridiplantae; Streptophyta; Magnoliopsida; Malvales; Dipterocarpaceae.